GUGUCAUAUCUAAAAAUGGAAGGGGGGGUGAAAGGCAAUUGUGAGAGAUCACCAGCCAGAGAUGGAUUUGAUUGGUCAGCUGUGCCCAGAGGACCAGUCCUGGUCCAAUCCGGAUCAUCUGGAGAGGAUACUUCUGGAGCGGGGCAGAGAAGCACCUGGACUUGUGUGGAGGACGAGAAGGACUUUCUUUACGGCUCAUCUGUUGUUCCGAAGGCGGACAUCAUGCCCACCGACGCCCAAAGCGACGCCCGCUCCUUCCUGACGGAGGAAAUGAUCACAGAGUUCAAGGCCGCCUUCGACAUGUUUGACACGGAUGGAGGCGGUGACAUCAGCACCAAGGAGCUGGGCACCGUCAUGAGGAUGCUGGGCCAGAACCCGUCCAGAGAGGAGCUGGAUGCCAUCAUUGAGGAGGUGGAUGAGGAUGGCAGCGGAACCAUCGACUUCGAGGAGUUCCUGGUCAUGAUGGUGCAGCAGCUGAAGGAGGACCAAGCUGGAAAGAGUGAAGAAGAACUCUCCGAAUGUUUCCGUAUUUUUGAUAAGAACACUGACGGCUUCCUGGACCGGGAAGAGUUCGGAGACAUCCUCCACAUGACGGGGGAAUCCCUCACAGAGGAGGACAUUGAUGAGAUGUUUGGGGACGCAGACACAAACAAAGAUGGAAAAAUUGAUUUUGAUGAGUUCCUGAAGAUGAUGGAGAAUGUCCAGUGAGAACUUGAGGUCUACAUUUUUGGAGGAAUUCCACCCAAAGGAUGAGCAUAAACCUGAUUAGAAGGAGUCACCAUAAACAGUUCCUGCCAGCGUGGAUUUAAGUCAGAUGCAUCCACUCUACUUCUCCCUCUCACAUGAAACCUGGGAGGGAGUCUACUUAUCUAUAAAUACCCAUUCAAACCUUUUAAGACGAAGGCGCAGCUCCCCCCUCCCUGCCCAGCUGUCGUCUUGGCAGCUGAUCCUCCUCAGAAAUGCAACACCGAGGAGCUUCACCCUCAAAACCUCCUGCUGGCUCUGAAUUCUUCUGAAUAAAAUGGUUUCUUCCCUC
Messenger RNA from Oryzias melastigma (Indian medaka), 1036 nucleotides. RefSeq names its product troponin C, skeletal muscle (gene tnnc2.1). Gene Ontology annotation, molecular function: calcium ion binding; enzyme regulator activity. The record is from RefSeq and is a predicted model, not a curated record. The coding region runs from base 16 to 708 and encodes 230 amino acids. The transcript is spliced from 6 exons. Lineage: Eukaryota; Metazoa; Chordata; Actinopteri; Beloniformes; Adrianichthyidae.